AUGCCGGUAAGUGUUAAUUUUGCAAGCUUUAAUUUUUUUAUUUUGAAGAACGAUGCAGCCGCGCUUCUGAAGAGAUAUAACAAGACCGCAAAGGUGAUCGACGAUUCCGACAGCGAUGAUCAAGUGGUUACAAUCAAGAAGAGUAAAUCGGUGUCAAAGAAGCAUAUGAGAAAGAGGAAACACAGUGAGAGUGAUGAUGACCAAGACGUAGGUGUUACAGCUUUCUUUGAAAUCACAUUUUAGCUACCACAAGCAUCUUCGGUGAAAGAAACAACUGGAUAUGAAGAGCUUGAUAUUAUUGAGAAGGAAGAAGAAGAUGAUAUUAGAGAAAGAGACGCUCUAGAUCAGCGAAUCCGGCUUCGAAAUAAUCUCAGUCAGAAGAAGGUAAUGUCCUUCAGAGAUGCCAAGGAGCGCGAAGAAGCUCAGAAGAGAUUGAAUGUUUUGUCUGGAACAGCUAAGGAUCAGAGAGAGAUUGUUAAGAAGAUGAGAGAGGAGAGUAGGAAGAAGUAUCUGCCCAAAAGAAAGGAAGAUAAAUUAUAUGAGACCAGAAGAUACAUUGAGGAGACCGAGAAAUACUUUAACGAGGAAGAGUUAACGGAAAGAGAACGGAAUGAACUCGAGUACAAGAAGACUGUUCUUAAAUUUGCUGAUCAAUUUGAAGAUGCUGGGAAGAUUGUCAAGCAGAAAAGAUAUCACCUUCCAGAUGCCUCAAAAAAGAUUAUUGAUGAACCUGAAGAAGAGGAGAGAAGAAUGGGAGAUGCUCGUCGAUGGGAAGAAGAACAGCUACACUCUGCGAUGUUUAAACUUGGGGCUAAAGAUAGGGUAAGUUAAGAAGCUUUUUUUAGUAUACCUUGUUUUUAGAAAGCGGAUGAAUUGGAUAUUCUGCUGGAAGAUCUUAAGGUGGACUUCACAGAAGCCGUUACAAUGAGUGGCGAAAAUGAGGAGAAGAAGCCGGUGCUUUCGGCGUUAGAGAAAAAGAAAUUGUCGUUGGCAGAGACUCGGAAAACAUUGCCAGUCUACUCAUUCAGGGAUGAAUUCCUCGAAGCAGUUGCUGAUAACCAAGUUCUGAUUGUGGUUGCUGAGACUGGGUCUGGUAAAACCACGCAACUUCCACAAUAUUUAUAUGAAGCGGUAGGUAUUCGAUGCGAUUUCCCAACUUAAUGAUUAUGUUUCAGGGUUACUGUAAGGAUGGGAAACGAAUUGGAUGCACACAACCGAGAAGGGUUGCCGCUAUGAGUGUUGCAACACGUGUGGCUGAAGAAGUGGGCACAAAGUUGGGACAUGAAGUUGGAUACACUAUCCGUUUCGAAGACUGCACGUCCGAGAAGACCAGAAUCAAGUACAUGACAGAUGGAAUGCUCCUCCGAGAACUUCUCAACGAGCCAGACUUGGGGACUUACAGUGUGAUGAUGAUUGACGAAGCUCAUGAAAGAACAUUGCACACCGAUAUUCUCUUUGGAUUGGUCAAGGAUAUUGCGAAAUUCCGUCCCGACCUCAAACUUCUGAUUUCCUCGGCCACUCUGGAUGCCGACAAAUUCUCUCAGUUCUUCGAUGAUGCCAAUAUUUUCAAAAUUCCUGGCAGAAGAUUCCCUGUGGACAUUUUCUACACCAAAGCACCAGAGGCUGAUCCAUUGAAAGCGGCCGAAACCACGGUUCUUCAAAUUCACUUAACUCAAGGUCUUCCUGGAGAUAUUUUGGUGUUCUUAACGGGUCAAGAAGAAAUCGAAUCAAUGGAAGAGGCCUUGAAUGAAAGGAUAAAGCAUCUUGGAAAGAGGAUAAAACAAUUAAUUGUGGUACCAGUCUAUGCGAAUCUCCCAUCAGAACUUCAGCAGAAAAUAUUUGAACCUACUCCAUCAGAUGCCCGAAAGGUGGUGUUGGCUACAAACAUCGCUGAAACGUCUGUUACAAUCGACGGAAUCUCUUAUGUCAUUGACCCUGGGUUUGUCAAACAGAAUUCGUAUGACUCUCGAAGUGGAGUCGAGCAUCUUCAGAUCGUUACAGUAUCCAAAGCGGCUGCCAAUCAAAGAGCAGGCCGAGCUGGAAGAACGGGCCCUGGAAAGUGCUUCCGACUGUACACACCGCAUGCCUACAAGAAUGAAUUGGAUGAUCAACCAAUACCCGAGAUCCAACGAACAAAUCUAGCAAAUGUAAUUUUAAUGUUAUUAACCUUGGGUAUUGAUGAUGUUGUCCACUUUGACUAUCUGGAUCCACCUCCUAAUGAGACAGUAGCCGCCGCACUGGAACAUCUGUUUGCCCUUGGCGCUUUGAAUCACAAAGGAAUUUUGACUAAAUUGGGACGACGAAUGGCCGAGUUUCCAUGUGAUCCAGCCAUGUCUAAGAUGAUUGUAAUGGCCGAGAAAUACGGAUGCACUUCGGAGAUCAUCAGUAUUGCGUCAAUGUUAUCAGUGAAUGCGGCCAUCUUCUAUCGACCAAAGAACCAGAUUAUUCAUGCAGAUACAGCAAGAAAGGGAUUCUGGUCACCGGCUGGGGACCAUAUUACUCUUCUCCAUGUAUACGAGAGAUGGAAGGAGGCCAAUUACUCUGUGCAAUGGUGUGUCGACAAUUUUGUUCAGUACAGGACGCUGAAAAGAGCGAGGGAUAUCAGAGAUCAGCUGGAGGCCUUGUUGGAAAAGGUUGAAAUAGCUUUGGUAGGAAAAUGUUUUAGGGGAAUAUUGUUAACAUUGGUUCAGUUUAUGGUAUUUCUUUCAGACAUCAAACGAUGACCCAACACCGAUCAGGAAGGCGAUUGCUUCGGGAUUCUUUUACAACAUCGCGGCCUUGGAUAAAACGGGAGCCUACAAAACAGUCCGAAAUAGACAUACAGUACAAAUACAUCCACAUUCAUCACUUUUUGAAGACAGGCCGAGGUGGGUAAUAUAUCAUCAAUUGAUGGCUACAACCAAAGAAUAUAUGCGGGAAGUAAUUGAGGUUGAAUCAUCGUGGAUUAAUGAAGUUGCUCCUCAUUAUUACAAGACUUUCCAUCUGGACGAAAUGGCGAAGAAAAAGAUGCCAAAGUCUAUGGGGAAAUCCAAAAAUGAUCUUGAACGGGAUUGA
This is a messenger RNA of Bursaphelenchus xylophilus (pine wood nematode), 3054 nucleotides long. Lineage: Eukaryota; Metazoa; Nematoda; Chromadorea; Rhabditida; Aphelenchoididae. The record is from the annotation of a GenBank genome assembly.